AUGGCGUGCCUCGAGCUGCUCUCGGAGCUCUUAUCCCUCGAUUGGGUUCGGUACUCUGGAGGUACGGCGCGCCUCAAGCUGCUCUCGGAGCUCUUCUCCCUCGAUUGGGUUCGGUACUCUGGAGGUACGGCGCGCCUCAAGCUGCUCUCGGAGCUCUUCUCCCUCGAUUGGGUUCGGUACUCUGGAGGUACGGCGCGCCUCAAGCUGCUCUCGGAGCUCUUCUCCCUCGAUUGGGUUCGGUACUCUGGAGGCUGCUUCUACCACAUGGUCUCCGACUUUGAGUCGGCACGCCGCUACUUUUCAAAGGCAACCACCCUCAACCACCGCUUCGCUCCGGCCUGGGUCGGCUUCGGCCACGCGUUUGCGGCGCAGGACGAGUCGGACCAGGCGAUCGCCGCCUACCGCACCGCCCACGGGAGCGAACCCACACUGGGUUCGGUACUCUGGAGUGUGGGUUCAGUCCCGUGGGAGGUGUGGUAG
Emiliania huxleyi CCMP1516 is the source of this 480-nucleotide messenger RNA. RefSeq lists its product as hypothetical. Bases 1 to 480 code for a protein of 159 amino acids. The record is from RefSeq and is a predicted model, not a curated record. Gene Ontology annotation, molecular function: protein binding. NCBI's taxonomy places the organism in Eukaryota, Haptophyta, Isochrysidales, Noelaerhabdaceae. The transcript is spliced from 6 exons. Gene Ontology annotation, biological process: cell division.